AAUGCCAUAUUUCCGACACCUCAUCGACACAACUGGCGCGAACUUCUACUUUACCUUAGCUUCACCUGCGCGAUAUUAGUUCAAGUCCUAUCUGCAUGCGAACUGCUCGCGAAUGCUAAAUAUUGUGCGGAAACCCAGUGGGUCGGCUCGACAUUUGCAGACCUCUGCACGAUCAGCUGCACUCGUUCAGAAGCAGAAGCAACUUUCUAACCAUAUACAGCCGCGACCUGUUAUACGCGUGGUUGAAGUGAAAAAAGGGAAAGAAAGAGAACGAGAUGUAGUCCCGAAACCUGUAAAACAUGUCAAACGCAACGAGCUCGGAGUUCAGCUCCUUUCUCGGGAACUGCAUUCGCAGAUAUUUCGCAACAUCUCUUUUCCAGCACCAGAGAAAGCAUUCGUCCGUAUCGCGCAGGAGCAUCUGGAAAUGCAUGGACUGGACCCCAAACAAGGCUCUGUUCUUCCUGAUAUCGGCUUCACCCUUCCUCCUCUCCUAGGCUCAAACAUCGAUGAGCAUUUCCACAGAAUCGGCAAUCAGUCCGCUCAGCCAUGGCUAAACAUCGCGAAAGAUUCUGCAUCCAACGAACUUCCUCCGAAACCCGACCAUUGGGACAUUCAGUCGGGAUGGACGAAAUAUCACUUCCUUGCUGAUGGUUCAAGCUACAGCGAACAUGUGGAGUUCCCGCAGCACGAAGGGAGCGCGGAAGAAAUGCUCACGUUCGACGUAGAAACUAUGCCCCCGUAUCAUCCCUAUGCCAUCAUGGCAUGUGCUGCCUCGAAGAAUGCCUGGUACAGUUGGAUAUCGCCCUGGUUGCUCGGCGAAUCAGCUGAGCAACAGCACCUCAUUCCUUUGGGGGAUACACAUGCUCCACGCGUUGUCGUUGGCCACAACGUCAGUUACGACCGGGCGCGGAUUCUGGAGGAGUACAGUUUACAGGGAACUCAGUCCCGCUUCAUCGACACGAUGGCUCUGCACGUCGCGGUGAAGGGGAUAUCGUCCCACCAGAGACCUGCUUGGAUGAAGCACCGCAAGUCCAAAGAGACUCAGCAAGUUCGUCGUGCCGAAGCGGUUGAGGCUGUUAUUGGACUCAUGCGUGACGCGGAGUUCAAACACGACCAGGAGGUUGAUGAAAUUAAACGAGAAGAACUGCGCCGUCUCUGUGCUGACCUCGAGGAGAGCCUUCCGCAGCUCGAAGCUGCUGGUACUGAUGCUGUGGAAGCUGAUCUCUCGAGCAAGCGUUGGGAGGACCUGACCUCUGCCAAUUCGCUGGCUGAUGUUGCCAAGCUUCACUGUAAUAUUGAUAUGGACAAAGAAAUUAGGAACGACUUCAUGAAGUGCACUCCAGAAGAAAUCCUCGAUAACGUCCACGACUACCUCAACUACUGCGCGCAGGAUGUAUUCGUCACUCAUGCUGUCUUUUCCAAGGUCUUGCCAGCUUUCCUUGACCGCUGCCCUAGUCCUGUUUCAUUCGCUGGCAUUCUUGCGAUGGGUUCCAGUUUCUUGAUGGUGAACGAGUCCUGGGAAGCAUAUCUUGCGGAUGCAGAGAGGACCUACAAGGAGCUAGAUGGGAAGGUGAAAAGGCGGCUUGUCGAACUUGCAGAGCAAGCCAAGGAUAAGAUGGACGACGAGUCUUGGAAGGAUGAUCCUUGGCUCUCUCAACUCGAUUGGACGCCCAAAGUAGCAGGGAAAUCUAGGGGCGUCGUGCCCACCGAACAACUUGACUCGAUGGCAGCGACUAUUCCCGCUUCCUCCACCCGACGUAAGAAGGCCGCUCCUAAGGAGCCCAAGCCUAAGGUAUUUUGGCCAAAGUGGUACUGGGAUCUCGCAAAGCCCAAGAAAAACAUGCCUCCCGGCACGUUGGAUGUCACAGUACGGAAUCGCAUCGCUCCCAUCCUCCUCCGUCUAUCCUGGCAAGGCUGGCCGCUCUUCUACUCCCGAGAACACGGCUGGACCUUCCGCGUCCCAGGAGACGUCGACUUUCCUACCCGUCUCAAUCAAAUCGAUUUCUACGAGCCUACGGAUGACACCCUCCAGGACAUGCGCUUGAAGGGAGGUUUUAUUUUCUACAAACUACCACAUAAAGAUGGGGAAAAGGCGAAUGUGGGCAGUCCACUUGCGAAAACAUUCAUGAAAUAUGCACAAGACGGGACGCUCACAAGCCCUGGAGACGAGGCGAGGGAUGCAUUGGACAUGAACGCGCAGUGCAGCUAUUGGAUCAGCGCACGUGAUCGCAUUAUGAAUCAGAUGGUAGUCUGGCAGCGGGAAGCGUUAGAUCUACAGUUCAAAUCACCGCAAUCUUCAGACGAACCUCGAAAAUGGGGUAUCAUCAUUCCCCAGGUGAUCACCAUGGGCACUGUGACGCGCCGCGCUAUUGAGAGGACGUGGCUCACAGCGAGCAAUGCGAAGAAAAACCGUGUUGGCUCAGAGCUCAAAUCCAUGGUGCGCGCACCGAAGGGGUACGCCAUCGUUGGUGCGGAUGUGGACUCAGAGGAGCUGUGGAUUUCGAGCUGCAUGGGCGACGCGCAGUUCGGUUUACAUGGUGCUACUGCUCUUGGUUGGAUGACUCUUGAAGGGACCAAAAUCGCAGGAACGGACCUUCAUUCGAAGACAGCAAGCAUCCUGGGCAUAUCUCGCGACCAAGCAAAAGUGUUCAACUAUUCCCGAAUCUAUGGCGCAGGGAUGCGUCACGCAGUGCUCCUCCUUUUGCAGUCGAACGCCGGUAUGCUCCCCGAUCAAGCUCAGCGGCUCGCAGAAAACUUGUACGCGUCGACGAAGGGCAAGAACACGCAUCGCACAGAUAUGUUUGGGAGGAAAUUUUGGUUUGGUGGAACGGAGAGCUUUGUAUUUAACAAGCUGGAAGAGAUCGCGCUUUCAGAUCAACCACGGACUCCAGCUCUCGGAUGCGGAAUCACAGCUGCUCUGUCAAAGGAGCUUCUUCCGGCUAAAUUUGGCUCAGAUUAUAUGACAUCGCGCAUAAACUGGGUUGUUCAGUCCUCCGGUGUCGACUACUUGCACCUUCUCAUCGUGGCAAUGGAUCAUCUGGUGAGCCACUAUGGCAUCAAGGCGCGUUAUCUUAUCUCGGUGCACGACGAGUUACGUUACUUGGUUGCCGAAGAAGAUCGCUAUCGAGCUGCCCUUGCGCUGCAGAUCGCCAAUCUGUGGACACGAAGCCUCUUUGCCUUUAAGCUAGGAAUGGAUGACUUACCUCAGGGUGUCGCAUUCUUCUCAGCCGUUGAUAUCGACAAGGUGCUCAGAAAGGAGGUUGAUAUGCCAUGUGUCACAUCUUCUCAUCCUGACCCCAUCCCCCCUGGAGAAAGUUUGGACAUUGCCGGCAUUCUGGAGAAGACGAAUAGCGGUUCAUUAUGGAAAGAUGGACGAUCCAUGAGCACCGAGUCUCUGCCUUCCAACAUGUCCGGCGAGCUUAAUGAAGGCUAUGAGCCUCCUAGCUGUCUUAUUCAUCGCGCUGAGAGCGCAGCUUGGCUGCGAGCUCAAGCCACCUCCGAGUUCCCUGAAAUCAAGCAUCUUGCGCAGCAGACAUCGGGGCAGGUGGGCGAUAGCGGGAUGCGGAGCACCACGAGUGAUAACCGAGGAAAAAAGCGUGGACGUUCGGCAAAACACGCGUCCAUGGAGAUCGAUGGUGACUGGGAGGCGAUGCAGGAAGUGUUGAAGUCAGGCGGCCUACACUGAAGUCCCUCAGCUGACCUACCGACGGAUCAUCCCCACCACAGUACUAGUAUAGUAUCACGCUGUAUACCUAAAUUAGACCUCACAUAAUGUUAGAGUACCUGAGUACCUUAUUCAUGGGCGUUUGUGGCGGGAGAUCCGGUUCAGCUGUUUAGAUUGCGGCGCAGAUACUUGUGAGUCUAGGGUCUU
This is a messenger RNA of Suillus paluster, 3871 nucleotides long. Its product is annotated as DNA polymerase family A-domain-containing protein. Lineage: Eukaryota; Fungi; Basidiomycota; Agaricomycetes; Boletales; Suillaceae. Bases 113 to 3685 code for a protein of 1190 amino acids. The transcript is spliced from 3 exons. Gene Ontology annotation, molecular function: 3'-5' exonuclease activity; DNA-directed DNA polymerase activity; DNA binding. Gene Ontology annotation, cellular component: gamma DNA polymerase complex; mitochondrion. The record is from RefSeq and is a predicted model, not a curated record. Gene Ontology annotation, biological process: mitochondrial DNA replication.